AUAUAGUUCAUUUUCUCCAAAUACCGUCUUUUAUGGAUUACCGUACGGCAUUCUCUAUUUCCAACAAGAUAUAGUGAUACUCUUUGUUCUUUUUUUUCAUAAAUGUGAUACUCAUUACUCUCAGCAGCAAAAAAGUCCUCUCUAGGUGGGGGGAGUUGAUUUUGCAGUGUGCUAUCUGAGACCGAGCCUUUGGUUUGGUUGGUGAGAAAUUUGGCUUAAGUUAGGGACUUCAAAAGUUCUUUAAAUAGACUUUGUUGAUUGAAAGUUUCAUGAACUUUGAUGUUGAAAAUUGAACUGUGGAUACUUCAUUUCUGUAGUUAAGAUUCAUAUAGAAGGGGCUGGCUUGAGGGGGUGAAUUUGGUGAUUGUGAAGUGACUCAAUCAAAUUCAAAGGACUCAUGGCAGCAGAGCUGGUGGGUGGGGCAUUUCUCUCAGCCUUCCUUCAAGUGACAUCAAAGACUACUUCCAUGGAAGGAAACUCAUGGAUGAGAUGCUCAAAAGGCUAGAUAUUGUGCUGAAUUCUAUCAACCAAGUGUUGGAGGAUGCUGAGGAAAAGCAGUACAGAAGCCCUAAUGUGAUGAAGUGGCUUGAUGAGCUUAAAGAAGCUAUAUAUGAAGCAGAGUUGCUGUUAGGCGAGGUUGCUACGGAGGCGUCACGACAGAAUCUGGAAGCUGAAUUUCAGCCUGCUACUAGCAAGGUGCGGGGCUUCUUCAUGGCUUUGAUUAAUCCAUUUGACAAAGAAAUUGCAUCUAGGGUCAAAGAAUUACUAGAGAACAUAAAUUUUUUGGCAGAGCAAAUGGAUGUGGUAGGACUGAGAAAGGGAAUUUGUGCUGGCAUUGAAGUUGGAAACUCCCCAAAAGAUUGCCAACUACAUCCUUGGUGGAUGAAUCCACCAUAUGUGGUAGAGAGGGUGAUAAAGAGGAAAUAAUGAAAGUUUUACUUUCAGAUAAUGUCACAUGCAAUCAGGUGCCAGUAGUUAGUAUAGUGGGUAUGGGAGGGAUAGGUAAGACCACCCUUGCACAGCUUGUGUAUAAUGACCAAACGGUACAAGAUCAAUUUGACCUUAAAGCUUGGGUCUAUGUUUCACAAGAUUUUGAUGUUGUUGCUCUUACAAUAGCGAUUCUUAAGGCACUUCGAUCCUUAGCAGCAUAAGAAAAAGACUUGAAUCUGCUUCAACUUGAAUCGAAGCAAAGACUGAUGGGAAAGAAAUUUUUGCUUGUUUUGGAUGAUGUUUGGAAUGAAAACUAUUCGAGUUGGGAGGCACUACAAAUUCCCUUCAUUUAUGGAUUUUCAGGAAGUAGGAUUCUUAUUACCACUCGUAAUGAGAAGGUAACAUCAGUCAUGAACUCCUCCCAAAUACUUCAUUUAAAGCCACUGGAGAAAGAAGAUUGUUGGAAGCUAUUUGCAACUCUUGCAUUUCAUGAUAAGGAUGCCUGCAAAUAUUCAAAUCUUGUAUCAGUUGGUAGUAAAAUUGUUGACAAGUGUGGAGGAUUGCCUUUAGCCAUAAGAACAUUGGGAAAUGUCUUGCAAGCAAAAUUCUCCCAGCAUGAAUGGGUUAAGAUAUUGGAAAGUGAUAUGUAGCACUUAUCAGACAAUGAUAGCAGCAUUAACCCCGCUCUGAGAUUGAGUUACCAUAAUCUUCCUGCCUAUCUGAAAUGUUGUUUUGCUUAUUGCUCCUUAUUUCCCAAAGGUUGAGUUUGACAAGGAUCAGUUAAUCCAGUUGUGGAUGGCAGAAGGUUUGUUGAAUUUCUGGCAAAUAAAUAAGAGUGAAGAAGAGUUAGGUGCUGAGUUCUUCAAUGAUCUAGUGGCAAGGUCUUUCUUCCAACAAUCAAGACGCCAUGGUUCUCACUUCACUAUGCAUGAUCUUCUUAAUGAUUUAGCAAAAUCUAUCUUAGGAGAUUUUUGUUUACAAAUAGACAGAAGUUUUGAGAAAGAUAUAACAAAGAGAACAUGCCACAUUUCAUGCUCUCACAAAUUUAACCUUGAUGAUACA
Messenger RNA from Glycine soja, 1992 nucleotides. Its product is annotated as putative disease resistance RPP13-like protein 1. The coding region runs from base 481 to 927 and encodes 148 amino acids. NCBI's taxonomy places the organism in Eukaryota, Viridiplantae, Streptophyta, Magnoliopsida, Fabales, Fabaceae. The transcript has 2 exons. The record is from RefSeq and is a predicted model, not a curated record.